UCUAUACACCGUUACCGCCAUCUUCUGCGUCCCCAGCGGCGUCCCUUGCUCUUGGCAUUCCCACACAAUGUUGUCAAUUACGUAGCAUUUUGCUGUAAUAUGGUGCGUGUGUGUGAAAUUAUGGUUGUAAAGCGAACGGAGAAUCACCAUGUACAUUAGACAAAUUAUUAUCCAAGGAUUUAAGAGUUACAGAGAGCAGACUGUCAUAGACCCUUUUGACCCUCGGCACAAUGUAGUCGUUGGUCGAAAUGGCUCUGGCAAGAGUAACUUCUUCUAUGCCAUCCAGUUUGUACUAAGUGAUGAAUUCAAUCACCUUCGAGCCGAGCAGCGGCAGGCCCUCCUCCAUGAGGGUACUGGUCCCAGAGUUAUUUCUGCUUUUGUGGAGAUCAUCUUUGACAAUGCUGAUGGCAGGAUACCAAUUGAUAAGAAUGAGGUGUGCUUGCGUCGUGUUAUUGGUGCCAAGAAAGAUCAGUACUUUCUUAACAGAAAAGCAGUUACCAAGCUUGAUGUGAUGAAUCUUCUAGAAUCUGCAGGGUUCUCACGAUCAAACCCAUAUUACAUUGUCAAACAGGGUAAGAUUAACCAGAUGGCAACAGCUCCUGACUCCCAAAGAUUAAAGUUACUAAGAGAAGUUGCUGGAACCCGCGUGUAUGACGAAAGAAGAGAAGAGUCUAAGGUUAUUCUUAAAGAAACACAAAGUAAGCGGGAAAAAAUUGAAGAAUUCCUUCGGACAAUUGAGGACAGAUUGCAGACAUUAGAAGAAGAAAAAGAAGAGCUGAAAGAGUACCAGAAGUAUGACAAGAUGCGUAGGGCACUGGAAUACACAAUUCAUGACAGAGAGCUCAAAGAGACUAGAAAGAAGUUGACAGAUAUGGAAAAUCAGCGAAAAAACUCUGGUGCUGAGCAAGAGCAGUUUAGACAGCAGCUGCAAAAAUCUCAAGAAUCCAUUAAGACACUGUCAAAGGAUAUGAAGGAUGUGAAGUCCAAGCUGUCACAGGUAAAAGAAGAAAGAGACACAUACAAUAUGGAGCAACAACAACUUCUGAAAGAGAAGACAAAAUUGGAAUUCACAAUAAAAGACUUGACAGAUGAAGUUCAAGGAGACAACAAAUCAAAGGAAAGGGCAGAGAAAGAAUUGCAAAAGCUUCGAAGUACUAUUUCCCAGAAAGAGGCAGAAUUGGAGGCCAUUAGACCACAGUAUGAAGAAAUGAAAGGUCGGGAGGAUGAGGCACAGCACGAGUUGUCCAUGAAAGAUCAGAAACGGAAAGAGCUUUAUGCCAAGCAGGGCCGAGGUAGUCAGUUCACAUCUAAGGAGCAGCGUGACCAGUGGAUCCAGAAGGAGUUAAGAUCGAUAGAACGCGCGAUGGGUGAAAAAAAGGACCAAAUCAGGCGGCUUGAUGAAGAGAUAAAUCGAGAUGGGGAACGGAACAAAGAAUUAGAGAAACGAUUACAGGAGCUAUCCACAGACACAGAAAACUACAGACAGAGUAUUGAUGAGCACAACAAAGUUUUUUAUGAAAUGAAGAAGAGAAAAGACCAGUUACAGAGUGAGAGAAAUGAACACUGGCGUAAGGAGAACAACCUACAGCAAAAUGUUAGUUCUCUCAAGGAGGAACUGUCAAGGGCUGACCAAUCUUUACGUUCCAUGGCUGGCAAGCCCAUCCUUAAUGGCCGGGACAGUGUUCAGAAGGUGUUGGAUACGUUUCGUGACCGUGGUGGGCACCUUGGAGAAAUUGCCACUCAGUAUUAUGGUCUUCUCAUUGAAAAUUUUGAAUGUGAGCGUUCCAUCUAUACUGCUGUAGAAGUUACUGCUGGUAAUAAGCUUUUUCAUCAUAUUGUUGAAUCUGACAAGAUUGGCACUCAGAUUCUGAAGGAGAUGAACAAGCAGAAGUUGCCUGGGGAAGUUACCUUCAUGCCUCUCAACAGACUCACAGUAAAAGACAUUGAUUAUCCUCAGACUAAUGAUGCCAUCCCUAUGGUAAGCAAGUUGACUUACUCUCAACGAUACCAUAAAGCUCUCAAGUAUAUUUUUGGCCGCACCCUCAUAUGCCGUAAUUUAGAAGUUGCUACUCAUCUGGCUCGUUCCACUCGUCUUGACUGUGUUACGCUCGAUGGAGAUCAAGUGUCAAGUAAGGGAUCACUAACUGGUGGAUACUUCAACACUUCACGAUCCCGUCUUGAAAUCCAAAAGACGAGAUCAGAAUUACGGGAUCAGAUUACAUCAGCUGAAACAGAGCUAAGAACUUUACAAGAAACUUUGAGAAACACAGAACAAGAAAUAAAUAAGAUUGUUUCUGAGAUGCAGAAAACAGAAAUUAAGAACAGCAAAGCCAAGAACUUAUUUGAGAAAGUGAAAACAGAUAUUAGAUUGAUGAAGGAGGAGCAGUCAGGACUGGAGCGCACUAAGCAACCUAAGGAAAGAUCAUUGACUCAGCUGAAAGCCAACUUGGAGGCCAUGAUGGCCACCAAGGAGGGCUUGGAGUCUGAGCUUCACCAAGAUCUCAUGGCCACACUUAGUGUUCAGGACCAACAUGAGGUUGAUCAGCUGAAUGAUGACAUCAGACGGCUGACCCAAGAAAAUAAGGAAGCUUUCACCAGACGUAUGAAAUUAGAAGCAGACAAGAACAAGUUGGAGAACCUUCUUACAAAUAAUCUUCAUCGGAGAAAGGAUGAGCUAAUGCAGGCAUUGCAAGAAAUUUCAGUGGAGGACAGGAAGCGUCAACUGGAACACAGCCAGAGUGAGAUCCAGAGAGUUGACGCCCGUAUUGAAGAAGUGGCUGUGCAGUACAAAGAUGUAGAGAAAAAGGUCACUGAGCAUCAAAAGAAAGAAAAGAGUUUAAAAUCUGAACUAGAAAAAGUGAAAUCCAAAGAGAAGGAAGUAAUGGAAAGAAUGGAAGAAGAUGCUAAGGACUUGGAGAAAAUGGCAUCCAAGCAAAAUCUUCUGCAUCAGAAGAUAGAUGAAUGCACAAAAAAGAUUCGAGAUUUGGGAUCUCUUCCCUCAGAAGCCUUUGAUAAAUAUCAGAAUCUAGCAACAAAGCAACUUUUUAAGAAGUUAGAAGGUGCCAACAUGGAAUUGAAGAAGUAUUCACAUGUUAACAAGAAAGCCCUCGAUCAGUUCAUUUCUUUCUCUGAACAAAAAGAAAAACUUGUGAUGAGAAAAGAGGAGUUAGAUAGAGGAUAUGACAAGAUUAAGGAACUGAUGAAUGUCCUUGAGCACCGUAAAUAUGAAGCUAUCCAGUUCACUUUCAAGCAGGUAUCCAAAUAUUUCAGUGAAGUGUUUAAGAAACUAGCCCCUCAAGGUCAUGCUCAGUUGGUGAUGAAAUCUAAUAGGGAUGAGGAGAGUGAGCAAGAAGAACAGGGUACUGUGGACAACUUCUCGGGUGUUGGUAUCAGAGUAUCUUUCACUGGAAGAAAUGCUGAAAUGAGAGAAAUGAAUCAGCUAUCAGGAGGUCAAAAGUCUCUUGUUGCUCUUGCCCUUAUUUUUGCUAUUCAAAAAUGUGAUCCAGCUCCAUUCUACCUCUUUGAUGAAAUUGAUCAGGCUCUUGAUGCUCAGCACAGGAAGGCAGUGGCUGACAUGAUCCAUGAGUUGAGUAAAGAUGCUCAGUUUAUCACUACCACCUUCAGACCAGAGCUGCUGGAACAUGCCAACAAGUUCUAUGGGGUUAAGUUUAGGAAUAAAGUUUCCCAUGUGGAAUGUGUGUCGAGAGAAGAAGCGUACGACUUUGUUGAAGAUGAUCAGACUCAUGGUUGAACUGUUUUAUGCUUCCUCGGGCUGUACUGUGUUGGGUGUGAGAGGUUCUUGGUAAAAAUUCUUAAUUAAUUUUUUAGAAAGUUUUAUAAAAGAAAAUGUAUGAUACUUUUAUUAAAGACAUGUACAGAAAUAUAGAUAAAUUGAAUGUGGUGAGUAUAAUUCUGUGAUCUGGGUGAGAUUAUUGUAAAUGAAAGUGAAUGUGUGUGACACAUGUAAAUAUUUAUUUUCAACAUGGCAGCAUUUGCUUUUGUUGAAAGUAGGUCUCUGUACAAAAUAUUUUUGUUACAAUUUAAGUUUAUUUUCUAAUGUGUAUACAUGGUUGGGACCUGAGGUACCAUAAUAAUAUAAAAGAAAGCACUUAUUUUUACAUGUUAAAUUAAUUUGAUUAAUCCAGAAUUUUCCCUUGAUUUUCUUAUUUAAUUGUAAUUACUGUUUUUGUUUUUAUUUUUAUUUUUUAAAUAAAAAACUUUGAAUAGUAAAUGGAAGAUUAUUUUAUAUUUUGUGGACAAAUAAAAUGUUCAAAAUACAGUACAUGCAAAGUGCUCUUUUUUUAUUUUGUAAUAAAGGAUAAAACAAAA
Molecule: messenger RNA, 4329 nt
Organism: Procambarus clarkii (red swamp crayfish)
Lineage: Eukaryota; Metazoa; Arthropoda; Malacostraca; Decapoda; Cambaridae
Gene: SMC3
Product: structural maintenance of chromosomes 3
Biological process (GO): mitotic sister chromatid cohesion
Cellular component (GO): chromosome; mitotic cohesin complex
Molecular function (GO): cohesin loader activity; ATP hydrolysis activity; protein binding
Source: RefSeq, a predicted model, not a curated record